CAAAUCAUGCACAGUGCCCUGCAGUUACAGGUUAUGCAACUCUGUUUUCUCCUCAAUUUUCACUUUGCAUUUCGCUAUUAUGCUUAACCCAUGACGUUAAGCUUUUCCCAAUUGCUUCGAAAUUAUGCAAAAUUUCACCAUAUGCCUUAAUCAAUUUAGGGUUUUUGAGACACUGGUGCUGCACGUGAUUUAGUUGAAUUAGCCUCCUUCCCCAACUUGCAUUGUUGUUUCUAAUCUUCAGUUUUCCUUUUCAUUUUUUGUUUUUCAUUUUUCAUGUAAUGGGUAGUGUUGAAAUCCCCAAUUGGCUUAAAGGGUUGCCUCUGGCACCAGAAUUUCGCCCUACAGACACUGAAUUUGCCGACCCAAUUGCUUAUAUUUCAAAGAUUGAGAAGGAAGCUUCCAACUUUGGGAUUUGUAAGAUUAUCCCACCGUUGCCCAAACCUUCAAAAAAAUAUGUAUUUUCUAAUUUGAAUAGGUCCCUCUUGAAGUGCCCUGAUUUAGGUCCAGAUAACAGUUCCUUAGUUGUUAGUAAUUCUUUGAAAACGGGUUUUGGGGAUGGUGGUGAUGAUAGGGUGUUGCGAGCUGUGUUUACUACAAGGCAUCAAGAACUAGGGCAGAGUCCGAGUAUGAAAAAACCCAAAGGGACAGUUCAGAAUCCACUAUCAAGUGUUCAUAGGCAAGUGUGGCAGAGUGGGGAGGUUUAUACUUUAGAACAGUUUGAGUCUAAAUCUAAGUCUUUUGCAAGAAGUAUACUUGGUUCGGUGAAGGACGUUUCUCCACUGGUUAUAGAGUCUAUGUUUUGGAAGGCAGCUUUGGAGAAGCCAAUAUACGUGGAGUACGCCAACGACGUGCCUGGGUCUGCCUUUGGAGAAACCAAAGGUCAUUUUCAUUGUAGUCGUAGAAGGCGAAGGAAAAGGAUUUAUUAUAAGAGUAGGAUAGACAGCUCUGAUCGUAAACAAACUGAAAUAGGUAGCCUUGGAGAUACCCAAACUGAUGUGACUAAGGGUGCUUCAGUCCAAAGUCAUGCAGACGCAUGCUUACAGAUGACCAAAUCAGCUACGACUGCGUCAACAUUUUCUUCAAAUGAAGGUUCACAAUCUCCUAAGGAAAAGAGUUCAGAAGCCAGCAAUGAUAUGCAAGGCACUGCUGGUUGGAAGCUUUCAAACAGUCCUUGGAACUUGCAAGUUAUUGCACGCUCAUCUGGCUCACUUACUCGUUUUAUGCCGGAUGAUAUUCCUGGUGUUACUUCACCCAUGGUAUACAUUGGUAUGCUGUUCAGUUGGUUUGCUUGGCAUGUAGAGGAUCAUGAGCUUCACAGCAUGAAUUUUCUUCACACUGGCUCAUCAAAGACUUGGUAUGCUGUUCCUGGAGAUUAUGCCUUUGCUUUUGAGGAAGUCAUCCGCUCCAAGGGUUAUGGUGGUAAUGUUGAUCACUUAGCUGCUUUGAAACUUUUGGGUGAGAAAACGACUCUUUUAUCACCCGAGGUAAUUGUUGCAUCUGGGAUUCCUUGUUGCAGGUUAGUACAGAACCCUGGUGAAUUUGUUGUGACUUUUCCAAGAGCUUAUCAUGUAGGAUUCAGCCAUGGUUUUAACUGUGGGGAAGCUGCUAACUUUGGAACUCCAGAAUGGCUUAGGGUAGCUAAGGAAGCUGCAGUACGUAGAGCUGCAAUGAACUAUCUUCCCAUGCUUUCCCAUCAGCAACUGCUUCACUUGCUGACCAUGUCUUUUAUUUCAAGAGUUCCAAGAACACUGUUACCUGGUGUGCGUAGCUCUCGUCUGAAGGACCGUCAGAAAGAAGAGAGAGAGUUGUUAGUAAAACAGGCUUUUAUAGAAGAUAUGCUGCAGGAAAACAAGCUGCUCUCUAUUCUUCUUGGAAAGGAAGCAACUAAAAAAGCUGUUUUAUGGAAUGCGGAUUUGCUGCCAGAUUCCAGCGAAGAUUUUCAGUUUCCUGAUUUAACUUCUACAACUGGAACCUCUAUGACAGACAUGUCAAACAUUAGUUCGGCUGAAAAUAGUAGUCAUUAUCUGGUUGACGAGAUGAGUUUGUAUUUGGAGAAUUUGACUGAUUUAGAUCUUGGUGGUGAUGAUCUUCCUUGCCACUUCCAAACUGAUUCAGGAGCAUUGGCUUGUGUGGGUUGUGGAAUCCUCGGUUUUCCAUUUAUGACUGUGAUACAACCAACUGAGAAAUUGAUAAUGGAAGUUCUUCCUGAUGACCAUCAUCUAGUUCAAGUUUCCUCUCCGAACACUACUGCUUGUGUUCAUAGUUCAGUCCCAAGGAAUCUAUCUGUUUCUGAACUUUCAUCAGCUGAGUUAUCAGAUCAAUCAUUAAACGAGUGCAAUAAUUUCUGGAACACCUCCAGCAAAUUUUUGAGGCCACGGAUUUUCUGCCUGGAGCAUGCUGUUCAGAUAGUGGAGAUGUUGCAGCGCAAAGGUGGAGCGAAUGUGCUUAUAAUUUGCCAUUCAGACUAUCAGAAAAUAAAGGCACAUGCCAAGGCAGUUGCAGAAGAGAUACAUAGUGCUUUUGAUUAUGAUGAGGUUCCAUUAGAUACUGCAUCCCCAGAAAAUUUGACUCUGAUAGAUCUGGCAAUCGAUGGUGAAGAACAUGAUGAAUGUGAAGACUGGACAUAUAAACUAGGCAUUAACCUACGGUAUUGUGUCCAUGCAAGAAAUAAUUCUCCAUCUAAACGAGUUCCUUGGACUCUGGGGACCCUGUUCUAUGAUAAAUAUCUUGCUUCAGAUUUUUUAUCUUUAAAUUGGCAGUCACGAAGAUCUCGCUCAAAAAGGUUAAAUUGUUUAACUCAGACUAAACCCUGUGGCAGCAUUCAGAGAAAGAAGGAUGAUCAGUUGGAGGGAAGAAUAGAUGGCUCCACUGCUGAAAAGAAGCUAAUUCAAUAUUCAAGAAGGAAGUUCAAGUCAAAGCAAAGUUGUUUCUCUGUAGCAAGCAUGGGCCUUGAAUUCCAAGAGAAGUCGAAAAAUGCAUCAGCUCUGGUAAGCAGGGAUCAUUAUAAUUGUGCUUCUAAAAAUGAGCUUGAAGCUAAGAAUUUCAGGACUGAUUGUGCAUCGUCAUGUAUCGCUGCUUCUACUGCAAUGUCUCCAAUGCCUCCUGUAAACCCGAUUGCUGAAGUUUCCUCUAGCUCAAGCUUGAAUACUUCUACAUUACAACUUUCAAAUUACUAUCCUGAUCAUAUUUUAAUGAUUGAAAAAGGUGGGGCAGAGGUUGGGAAUAAAACUGUGCUGGAAUUAGAUAUAGACACAAAUAAUGAUUUAACACCCAGUCAUUCUAAGAUGCAUCACAAUACAAGCAUCUCAAAAAUAUGUGGCAAUGAGAGCGAAGAUUGUCACAAGAAGAAACAUUCUAGCUCACUUACAAAUGCAACAGAUAGAAAUAUUGAAUGGGUUGGAAAGACUCAAAUUACAGAAGCAAUUAUCAUUGAUAGCAAGUAUAAUAGCUUAUGUUUGGAUGGUGAAGGCAAUCAAGAAUAUCAGUCUGCCUGCAAAAGCAACAAGGAAGCUGCUUUAUCUACUGCUUUGUUAAAGCAACCUAAUCUUGCGUCUAUGGGUGGAAGUUUUGAAAGUCCAAAUAGUAAUUACGUUGCCCAAAGAAUCAGCAAUCCUACACCCUUGAAAAAGACAACUGAGGAAGCGAUUAAUUGCUUGAUUGAAAGGGACAAGGAACCUCUAAUUGAUGAUAAACCAAUUAGUGAACAUACUCUAAAUGAAGUUUGUGAAGUUCAAAAAGAGUUAAAUGCUUCUGCAGACUUGCAUAAUCCCAUAAUGUUGGAUGCUGAAAUGCAACAAGAGACCCAUGUUUCAGCAAAACAACAGUGUGGAUUUACGAGAGGGGAAUACACUAGAGAGUUGAAUGAUGAAGUGAUUCCAGAGUCUGUAAAGCAGUGUCCGAUCCAAAAUAAGAACAAAAUUAACGAGGAACCUGUUUCUAGUUAUAAUGUUGCAAAAGGUAAAAACAGAAGUGUGACUACAUCAGAAUCAGGAUGUUCUGAAGUUUCAGUGGAAACCUGUCCCUCUAUUCAAUUUAUUUCAGAUAAAGAAAAGGAAAUGGAAAUCCAUCCAAUUAAUAGAAUUGAUGAGGAGCUUUGUGCUGGUAGUGAGACAUCGUUAGAGGACUCUGGUUCUGAAAUUGAGAAAGAGACGUGUGUUAGCGGAAGCAUAAAUGGUAGCAAAGUUGAUUUGUCACAAGAUAGUAGGGAGCUGGAAAGGUUUGAGUUGACUAUAGCAGUUCCCAGAUCAAAUGCUGCAAAGAAAAACAAGAGGAAAGUGGAAUAUCCAACAAAGAACCAAUUAGAUUGUGACAACUUUAUUAGAAGUCCAUGUGAGGGACUGAGGCCAAGAACUGGGAAGAUUGCCGCCACAUGCAAAAGUGGGGGGGAUAUUGACAAGGAAAAUCAGGUAGCAAAAAGGGCACGGAGAUCUUCUGAAGUUUCAGUUCCUUGCAAAAAUAAAAAUGAUGAUGUUAGAAAGCUCCACAGCUGUGACCUUGAUGGUUGCCGUAUGAGUUUCAAGACAAAAGCAGAGCUACAGUUGCACAGACGAAACCUUUGCCCUCAUAAAGGAUGUGGUAAGAAGUUCAGCUCCCAUAAAUAUGCACUACUUCAUCAGCGUGUUCAUGAUGAUGAGAGGCCCCUUAAGUGCCCAUGGAAAGGUUGUUCCAUGUCAUUCAAGUGGGCAUGGGCACGGACUGAGCAUAUACGGGUGCAUACUGGGGAGAAGCCUUAUCAAUGCAAGGUUGAGGGAUGUGGCCUUUCUUUCAGGUUUGUAUCAGAUUUUAGCAGGCACAGACGAAAAACGGGGCACUAUGUGAAAUCUGCUUGAGACAAUAAUAUUCAUUUGGGAUUUUUUGUUCUUGUAACAUGUGCAUAUUUGCAGUUAGAUUCUUAAGAACUGAGACAUAGAGUUAUGUCUGACCAUGAGCAUUCUGGUAAGUUGUAAAGUUAGGAUAGCAUGGUUGUUUUGUAGGUGCCCAAUAUCCAAUUCAUUUGAAGGCAACUAGAGUUGGUAACUUCGGAGAAUUUUUUAUCCUUUGGUAUUAUUAGACUUGAGAUCUAGCAACAGCCUCUGAAGGAGGGAAAACUCUCCAUUAGAGGUGCUACAUCAUGUUGGUUAGUCAUAUCUCUGAUGGCUUACUUGUAUUGAUUGCCUGCACUUAUGCUUCUUUUGAAGCAAUUGAUAGAAUGAUAGGUCCUUGAUCUUUCUGGAUAGAUGUUCAUUGUGGCUGUACAUUACUUUGGAUUAACGUCAUUUGUUAUUACUUAUUAUGGAGGAGAAGAAUGCUGAGAGUAAGAAACAUGGCACGUGCUCCUAACGAUUGUAUGUAUUACUUUCUUUGACUUCCCCUUGGCUACUAAAUUCAGUGGUUUAACAUUCCUAACAGUAAGAUUACUGCAUAUUCUAACUGCUUGUCAACCCUUUUAUU
This is a messenger RNA of Abrus precatorius (Indian licorice), 5430 nucleotides long. Its product is annotated as probable lysine-specific demethylase ELF6. NCBI's taxonomy places the organism in Eukaryota, Viridiplantae, Streptophyta, Magnoliopsida, Fabales, Fabaceae. Gene Ontology annotation, cellular component: nucleus. The transcript has 7 exons. Gene Ontology annotation, biological process: chromatin remodeling. The coding region runs from base 279 to 4829 and encodes 1516 amino acids. The record is from RefSeq and is a predicted model, not a curated record. Gene Ontology annotation, molecular function: histone H3K4me/H3K4me2/H3K4me3 demethylase activity.